This is a messenger RNA of Porites lobata, 933 nucleotides long. The record is from the annotation of a GenBank genome assembly. Lineage: Eukaryota; Metazoa; Cnidaria; Anthozoa; Scleractinia; Poritidae.
AUGGAGAAGAACCACCGCCUAGUUGGUGCAGUGAUCUGUACAGUUCUUCUCUUGGUUGCGAGAACAUUUUUCACCGUCACGUUCUUCGUUACCAGCGUCAUUUGCAUUAUCAGUGCAGGGAGCCGUAUCGAAAGAUGCGAAGGCUGGCUGGGACUUUCGCAGAGAGAUAUUGACCGCCUUAAUACUACAAGUACCUUCGUGGAGACUAUUGUUUCUUGCUUUCUCAUCUUCCUCAUCUAUAGAUGGAAAAAUUUCAACUUCAAAAACUUUCUCAGGGCUCUUGUACGACAGGCUAAUUUUUGGAUGUGGACGGCUUUGUGGGGUGCGCGUAUCAUAACAAACGUUCUUAUAGAUAUUAUUCCGGGUAUUAACGAAAACUAUCCCAUUCUUGUUGUGCUUGGCGUGUCGUUGCUCUUAGAGUUCGCGUCGACUACAAUGUUAGCUUGUGCUCUUAGCUUUGUGCAACUUUCUACCGUAAGGAAUUGGUUUACUGAACAUUUUCCGCGUAAAGGAAGAGAUGAAACGCUGAUGAUCUUGUAUCGAAUAACUUUAUUCUCUUACGGUUCGCGAAUGAUUGCAUUAUUUUUGUACAAUUCAUUUUUGGUCGCAAGAGCGAUAACUCGUCAAAGCGAGUUCCGUGAAUUAGACAGCGUUUUGCUAGCUUUGGAUGUUGGCUACAGAGGAAGUUUGGCCAUAUUUUUCUUUCGCAAAUUCUUCGAGUUUGAAAAUACACCAGAGGUCUUUGUCGUAACAACGAAUUCUAGCAAGUCAGUGGAACUUGAAUGUCAGUCAAAAGCUGAGGGUCAGGAGACUGAACCUUUCGGCGAAACUUUCGAAACUCAAGGGGCGAAGGACAUGAAAAGAGAAGAAAAACGAAUCAUAGUUGCCAGCGGAAAAUCUCCGAAAAACUCGGAAUGCAGCAUGCAAAUUUGA